Phragmites australis (common reed) is the source of this 1195-nucleotide messenger RNA. RefSeq names its product probable prolyl 4-hydroxylase 9. Gene Ontology annotation, biological process: peptidyl-proline hydroxylation to 4-hydroxy-L-proline. NCBI's taxonomy places the organism in Eukaryota, Viridiplantae, Streptophyta, Magnoliopsida, Poales, Poaceae. Gene Ontology annotation, cellular component: endoplasmic reticulum. The transcript has 8 exons. The coding region runs from base 139 to 1032 and encodes 297 amino acids. Gene Ontology annotation, molecular function: procollagen-proline 4-dioxygenase activity; iron ion binding; L-ascorbic acid binding. The record is from RefSeq and is a predicted model, not a curated record.
AAAAAAAGCUCCAUUAGAGAGGAGAAGACCCACACGCGCUCUCUGGCGACACGAGCACUUCGUCCUCGUCCUCGUCUCCCGCUCAACAACCACACGCGUCAGACGGGAGGCGCCUCUCACCAUCGGCGAGACCGCCGGAUGAAGGGUGGUGGAGUCACCAGGGCCAGCGGCGGAGGCUCCGGCGGCGUGGGGCUGAUGCGGACGCGACUGCGGCUGCCCGUGGUGCUCCUCUCCUGCUCCCUCUUCUUCCUCGCCGGCUUCUUCGGCUCCCUCCUCUUCGCCCAGGAUCCGCAGGAGGAGGAGGUGGUGGACCUGCCGGGGCGGAGGGAGCGCCUACUGCAGGCGGCGUGGCCCGAGAUGCCCUACGGCGAGUCUGGCGAAAUCGCGCCGUACUUGAUCCCAUACCAGAUUUUGAGCUGGCAGCCUCGUGCAUUGUAUUUUCCACAAUUUGCGACAUCAGAACAGUGUGAAAAUAUAGUACGAACUGCAAAGGAAAGACUUGCACCGUCAACAUUAGCUUUGAGGAAGGGAGAAACCAAGGAGAGUACCAAAGGAAUCAGGACAAGUUCAGGAACAUUCCUCAGUGCUAAUGAAGAUCCAAGUGGAACCCUUGCAGAAGUUGAAAAGAAGAUUGCAAGGGCUACCAUGAUACCCCGAAAUCAUGGGGAGCCCUUUAAUGUCCUGCGGUAUGAGAUUGGACAAAGGUACGCUUCGCAUUAUGAUGCGUUUGACCCUGCUCAAUACGGUCCUCAAAAAAGUCAAAGGGUGGCAUCUUUCUUGCUUUAUCUAAUGGACGUCGAAGAAGGGGGAGAAACUAUGUUCCCAUAUGAGAAUGGGGAGAAUAUGGACAUAGGCUAUGACUAUGAACAGUGCAUUGGCCUAAAGGUGAAACCAAGGAAGGGUGAUGGUCUCUUGUUUUACUCCCUUAUGGUAAAUGGCACCAUCGACCCGACUUCACUUCAUGGUAGCUGCCCAGUGAUCAAGGGCGAGAAAUGGGUCGCCACAAAAUGGAUUAGAGAUAAUACGGUGUAGAUGCGGUCAAGAGGCGCAAGAGUCAAGACUCCCUCCAAAAUAGAUACACGUACACUAACCAUUUCUGUACACAGUUGACAGUUCCGUAUCCUUGCACAUUAUAUUUGUUCAAUUGCCGUGCACAUUAAUAAACCAGUGAAGAGAAAGUGUAGCCGUUCUGUUU